Molecule: messenger RNA, 3842 nt
Organism: Alligator sinensis (Chinese alligator)
Lineage: Eukaryota; Metazoa; Chordata; Crocodylia; Alligatoridae
Gene: CACUL1
Product: CDK2 associated cullin domain 1
Exons: 9
Coding region: 1-801 (266 amino acids)
Biological process (GO): ubiquitin-dependent protein catabolic process
Molecular function (GO): ubiquitin protein ligase binding
Source: RefSeq, a predicted model, not a curated record
AUGCCGUCUGUCUUUGAGGGGGAGGUAUUAGCCAUUGUAGAGUGGCUGAUCUUUGGAAUAAUGAAUGUUAUAACAAUUGAAGAUUAUAAGAGCACAUAUUGGCCAAAGUUGGACAGUGCCAUAGAUCAGCUUUUAACUCAGAGUCCUGGUGAUUACAUCCCUAUCUCCUAUGAACAAAUAUACAGUUGUGUGUAUAAAUGUGUAUGCCAGCAGCAUUCGGAGCAGAUGUAUAGUGACCUAAUAAAAAAGAUAACUAACCACUUAGAGAGAGUCUCAAAGGAGCUGCAGGCCAGCCCUCCAGAUCUCUAUAUUGAACGAUUUAACAUAGCUCUUGGACAAUAUAUGGGAGCAUUGCAGAGCAUUGUGCCUCUUUUCAUAUAUAUGAAUAAAUUUUACAUAGAAACCAAGCUUAACAGAGACUUAAAAGAUGACCUUAUAAAGCUGUUUACGGAACAUGUUGCGGAAAAGCACAUUUACAACCUAAUGCCUUUACUUUUAGAAGCUCAGUCAACACCUUUUCAAAUCACUCCUUCAACCAUGGCAAAUAUUGUGAAAGGCCUCUAUACACUAAGACCAGAGUGGGUUCAGAUGGCACCAGCUUUAUUUUCUAAAUUCAUCCCAAACAUUCUUCCCCCUGCUGUGGAAUCUGAGCUUCAGGAAUAUGCUGCUCAAGACCAGAAACUUCAAAGAGAGCUUAUGCAGAAUGGAUUUACCAGGGGUGACCAGUCCCGAAAGAGAGCUGGAGAGGAGUUAACUUAUAAUGGCUCAUCAGCAUGUGCAAGCUCCAGAGGAUACAGAUAGUGAAUGUACUGGAUGAGCCUUUAUUCCUAGCCAGAACAGACACUGGAGGAGCACACGUGGUAUCCAGAGCCUCUGCUUGCAAACUGCGGAUACUCAGGAGCUCUGUCAUAAACUAUGCCUAGAAGAGGAGUUGGGACUUUCUUCUUUAUGUAAUAAAAUGUCAGUUGCUGCUACACUUGGGAUGACUUCAGAAGAUGUUACUCUUUGGUCUAGUCUCUCAAAGUUCUUACUCUGCGAUUCUUUGAGGAAUGCGCCUUGAGAAAUGAUCCUUUCUAAGUGGAAAUUGGCAGCCAAAAUCCGCAGCUUCCUCCAAAAAUGUUAGAACGGAAGGAUCUUUUGCACUCUUUUCUUAUUAUGGACAUUCUUUAAACUAGUCUGACAUGUCAGUGUAUUAGUUUUAAAACUUCAAGGUAAGAAUAAAGAUUCAUUACUUUGCAGUAUUUGUUUUUGAGUACAAAAUGGCGUCACCUUUAAGAGUUGGUCCUAUUCAAAUGUAACUUCUGACAGGGCGUUUUGAAUUCCAGAUUUGUAUCCUUUUUUAAAAAAAUGUCUCCUGCUCCAACAUUUUAGGAGACCUGUUUCCCUGUGUGUGUUGUACUCUGUGCCUUCAGCUUGUGCACUUUGCAACUUAAUAGACCAUAUUUUGUGACUGCAAAAUGUGUUCUCGAGGAAAAAACUUGACAUCUGUUCACAACAUGCUGCAAAGUCACGAGUUUCUUUUGUAUAGCUAGGAUAUAAAUUUAAGAAGGAGGUUAUUCUAAGUGUUGCUACAAAUAAUGGUAUCUUCUGUCCCUUUUUGUCUUGUACAUUGGUGUUAAUGUUGGGACCAACUCUUGAAAACCCACCUUUCUCCCCUUAACCUUUCCUUGACUCCACUGGCUUCCACAAUAUUUGCAAUAGAUUCCUGCGUGUACUCCAAAAUGAAUGCAAUGUUGAGAUGUUUUAUCUUAAAUGUUAUUUAGCUGCCACUGCUAAAUCUUCUAUUUAUUUUUUUUUUUUAGAAUGGAUUAUGGGCAAGAUUCUCCAGUCUGUUAUUCCUGCUAUGUGCUUUUAUUUCAGCACUGAGCAGAUUUAAAUUGGUCUUAAUCAGUCAGUGGGUGACUGCACUUGCAUUAGACUGUUAGUGGCAGCAGCAUAUGCAUGAUGGGGGCAGGAGUGACAUUAGCCCUUGCUCCUAAUCAGGCAGAGUAAGAUGCAUAUCAGCUUUCAGGAUCAGGGGUAACUCUCUCGUGCGCGCACACGCACACAGACCCCUUCCAGAUUUGUUGAGCUCAGCUAGACUGGUCCAGAUCUACUGGACCUGUAGUAUGGAUCCUAAUAAUUGAGGUGAGUUUCAGUUUGCAGUAUAGGCUAUCUUACUCAUUUUUUUUUUAAUUUGAAAGAAAGGUGCUUGAAAGACCAAUUUAGCUACAGAUUUCUUGUUAUCAUCUUGGUUAUAUCAAGUCUUUCUCUGCUGAAGCAAAAGAUUUGCAGUUCUGUCACAUACCACUCUCUCACCUUCAGAGACUUCUCCAAGCUUGCAUGAGUUCUCUACAGAUUGCAGUAGAAAAAAAAUAGACAUGCGGCAGGGACAACAAGUUCUUUUCCUUUCUACUUUGCUCUGUAGACAGAUUUAUAUCUAAAUGAGUCCAGAUCUACCAUAUAGGGAAUACCUUUAGUGACAAAGAAGGGAAAAUUGAAAGGACACUGUCAAGAUUGGCAGUCUCAAGAUUGGCAGACCAGAGUCUGACCUAUCUAUAUAUUUCUUUGCAUGUUUGCAAAGUCUGUUUAAUUCUUGGGAGUUUUUUAAAUUAAAAAUAAAUGUUUUUAGUGUUAUGGGGUUUUGAGUCCCGUCCUGUCCCGUCUCUUUCCCCACAUGCCUUUUUUGGAAUAAUGCCAGCAACCUAGCCUUCAUGAGCAAUUCGGCAAAGGCAAACCCCUCAGGGUGAGAUAUUCAGAAGUUUGCCAUAACCCCUGCUCCCUCAGAAGUUAAGAGUACUAUUGUCAGCUGUGAUUUUAAAAGCAGAAGUAAGCCAACGUUAAGAGCUUUUAGAAAAUCCUACCCGAGUAUACACAAUGGAGGAAGUAACGAGCAGUAAUAAGGAACAUACAAUUGAUUCUGACUUUGCCGGCGUCUAAGUUUGAUCAAGAACGGAGUUUUUAAAAAUCAGAUUUCAAAAUAAAACCUUUGACAGUGUCCUCAUGUUUACAAUUAUAGUGUAUGUUGUUAUGGCAAAUAUUCUUGAGCUAAAAAUAUAUACAUUUAACUGGUUAAAGUUUACUACAACAUUACCAUUCUACUUUAUAUAAUACAGUACACAAGCUCUCAGCUCUUUCAAGCCGUCAUGAUUUGUUUCUGUAUUUUGAAAAGAUUUUUACUCAUCUAGGGUUUGUAAAUAACUUGUAGGACAUAUUAUGCCUCAUGUUUUGAGACAGUGGUUUUAACUUACUCAUUUUCUGUUGUGUUAUGCUUACAAACAAUAAUCCCUUUUAGAACAGCAAUUCCUUAAGGUGAAAACAAAUCCUCCUAAUGUGGAUAAUGUAUGCACACUAACAGUACUUGAAAGCUUUUUGCCCCUAUGUAGCAUUCUCAUUUGGCCAACAAAACAUGAGAAAUCUCCUUGUAAAGCUUUGUAUUAUGUUGUAAAUUGGCAUUAAAAUUUCUGUAUGUUUUGGCAUUAUGAACUUAAUGCUGAAAUAAUGUUCAUCUUGUCUUGAAGUUUUAUCAUUGUGAACCAAGCAUGGAAUAGGAUAUGACAUUAUAUACUAAAUUAUUUUGUCUCUUUGUAAAUUUAUAUUUUACUUACAGUAAAACCAACUUGGUCAAUUUGAGUAUUGGUACGGUAAAGCCACAACUACAAGGCAGCAUGGUCCUAGCUACGGUAGUUACUCUAACCAAAUAAUAAUCCAUUGUGAUUAAAUUUACAUUUAUUGCAUCUGUUGCUUACUCUGUUCAGACUAAGCAGUAAAGUUGGUUAUACUUUGGGUGUUCUCUUCUCUUCUAUGUUGCAUUGGUUCUUUAGGAAAACUUGCUAUAUUAAAAUAUUUUUAGAUGAGUUUCA